This is a messenger RNA of Mycosarcoma maydis (corn smut), 1833 nucleotides long. RefSeq lists its product as uncharacterized. The coding region runs from base 1 to 1833 and encodes 610 amino acids. The record is from RefSeq and is a predicted model, not a curated record. Lineage: Eukaryota; Fungi; Basidiomycota; Ustilaginomycetes; Ustilaginales. The transcript has a single exon.
AUGAAUACAGGUUACGGAAUCCCAUCUCGACGCCGUUUGCGCGGACCUCUGCAUCCCCCGAAUCGUCCCCGACCAUCUUGCUUCGAAGACACACUUGCUACAUCUACAGCACAGAGCCAUCUGGACGAAUCGGCGCUAGCAAUGCCCCCGCCCUCGUCGACGCCUUCAGGAAAGAAACGAGAAUGGACAGCUACCAUCGGUCGUGGAGGACUCGGAUCGCUGCCAUGGGAGCAGGCGGGCCCCUCCGUGUCGGGCCCGUAUCAACAACAAUAUGAGGUACCAAGGACCGAACUCAGCUUUCAGUCUGUCAUGGGCUUCCCGACCAGCACCUCGACCGCUUCGAUGGCGUCGCUCGCCUCUAUGCCCUCCUCCAGCAGCUCGAGUUCGUUUGUAAGUCUUCGUCCACAGCAAACGCCCAUGUCGGCGAGUCCGACGAGCUUUCGUACUGCCGGCGAGGCAGAUGAUUCGUCUUUCUAUUCUGCGCGAAACACCAUUUUCUCGCGCGGCGAUCGAUCUGCACAGGUGUCACUUCGCGAGACAUCGCAAGCGAUGAACGACGCACAUAACCCCGCCGAUGACCCGCCGCGGAAGCGUCGCCGUGGUUUGGCUGGUGCCAUCGUUGAUACUGCGCUCAACGCUGCACUCUAUACAGGUGCCGCGGCGCUCACAGCCUAUUCGCUCUGGUCAUCAUGGGGACAUUCCGUCAAUGGUGAGAACCAGAGCCAUCAUCCGGAAGCUGGCCCCGAAGCAGACAUGGGCCAUGUCAUCUCUCAACACAAGCGCCCAAUGGCUGGCCAUGCGGGAGGAAAGGAGCCAAAAAUGCCUCCAGGAGGCUUGGAGGAACCACCGCCACCUUACUACGAUGAUCAGUUGACGCCCUCGAAGCAGCCACAACAGGCAUCGACCCCGCAGUCCAGUUCGGCUCGUAUGCGCAAGGUCUUUGUUUCUUCGCAACGUAAUCGUCGAAGAGCCACCUUCCAGGGCUCGAAACCACAACGACAGAGUACGCCUCGGAAAGCGCUUCCGCAAACAUUCCGUGAUGCCGGGCCUGCCGCCCACUCUGAUCUUGCCACCAGCUCGCAAGUUGCUACAGCCACUCGCACCGAAGGCUUCAAUAGCAGCGGCGACGACGAUGGCAAACAGAACCGAUUAGAAGAAGAGGAAGACGACGAUGACGAGAAUGAUGAGAUACUCUUGCGCUUCCAAGAAAAAAUGAACGCGCUCAUCGCUGAAGGUCAAGCUGCACUGAACUCUACCCCCGUUCUACAGGAAUCGGAUCUGCGCGAGAUCGAUACACCUUCGUCCAGCCUCGAUAUCGGCAUGAGUUGGUCUCGACCCCAGCACAUGUCUUCACGUGCAUCACAGCGGUUCGAUACAUCAUUCGGCACAGAUUCGCCUUUCGCCAACCGCCUUCAGCAGCCUGCGGCAUUACCGUCACCUUUGAAUGGUGUUGCACGAUCUAAUUCGCACCCUGCUCAGCUCGCUCCUGCGGAUGGUGAAAGCCUGGCUUUCCUGCCGGAACCUGUCAAGAGGACCUUCGCCACACCCACAGGCAGUCAAGGCUUGAUACAUUCGCGCUCCGUGUUCGACUUCAGCGUAGAUGCACAAAGUGAGUCGGCGACAAACCGCACCUCCUCGCCGUUUGUCUUUGGGCGUAACGACUCUGCCCCUGGCAGUCCAUCUCUUAGAGCCGCCGCAACGAGGAGAGUGACCGACUUUGAUACAGCCACACGUACAAGCAAUCGUUCAAACGGCAAUAACCCCUACAUGAGCCGCAUCCCACGAUCCAUCUCGAGAAAGUCAGGCAUAGAGCCUAAACGUUCCCCUUUCUAA